Messenger RNA from Staurois parvus, 336 nucleotides. Lineage: Eukaryota; Metazoa; Chordata; Amphibia; Anura; Ranidae. The record is from the annotation of a GenBank genome assembly.
AUGAUUUUGCAUUUACAGGUAGGGGGCCAUGGCUGUAAACAAUACAGUUCUCCUCCCUGUCAGCUUGUGCACACUGCUUUGGAUGGCUGUGCACAGAACAGCCAUCCAAAGCAGUGUGAUUACAGUGAAACACAGACACAAGUAAAACAGCACACAGUUAACCCUUUGAUUGCCCCUCAUGUUAAUCCCUUCCUGCCAAGUCCCAUUAGUACAGUGUCAGUGCUUUUUUUUUAGUACUGAUCACUGUAUUGGUGUCACUGGGGAUGUCAGUGACACCAAGUCAGUUCCCCCUAGUGUCCCCCUAGUGUCGGAAUACCCGCUGCAGUCCCGCUAUAA